Echinococcus granulosus is the source of this 2805-nucleotide messenger RNA. RefSeq names its product Glutamate receptor. The record is from RefSeq and is a predicted model, not a curated record. Bases 1 to 2805 code for a protein of 934 amino acids. Gene Ontology annotation, molecular function: transmitter-gated monoatomic ion channel activity involved in regulation of postsynaptic membrane potential; glutamate-gated receptor activity. Gene Ontology annotation, cellular component: plasma membrane; postsynaptic membrane. NCBI's taxonomy places the organism in Eukaryota, Metazoa, Platyhelminthes, Cestoda, Cyclophyllidea, Taeniidae. Gene Ontology annotation, biological process: modulation of chemical synaptic transmission; synaptic transmission, glutamatergic; monoatomic ion transport. The transcript has a single exon.
AUGAAGUGCGCACGUGCGAGCGGCCAAAACGUCUUCAUCGUAGUGAGUCGCUUUUUGAGCUCAAAUCGCAAAAUGUCCGUUCCUAUUAGCUGGUCCAUCUGGCUAGUAAUAUACUUCCUCCUCGUACCCUUCAUCUUCAGCGCCAACAACAGUCAUGGGGUUACCGUUAUUCUGGACACUCCUUUCGGUAUUAAUGCCACCGGCUCAAGAGCUCAACUUCUGGGAAUUAUUCGUCGAUUAGCUUUGCAACAAGGCGAAACCCCUGCUAUUCAGGGUAUUCACGAGAAUCGGGGCUAUACUGUUCUCUCAGCUUUCUGUCGUGCCUUGGCUGUCGAACGCGCCGCUUUGAUCGGUAGCCUACCAUAUGGUGUAACAUCCCUAUUUCAGUCCCUCACCUCCACUUUCGACUUCCCUUACAUCACUUGGGAUGAAAUCCCCUCCACUUUUAAACUUCCAUUUGAUGCAGAAGAUAGUAGAUGUCGACUUUUUUCAGUGCGCCCGGAUGUUACUCAACCUCUGAUGGACUUCCUUAUCACCUGGAAUUGGAAGACUUUCGCCUACCUUUAUGGAUCGAUGGAUGCUUUCAGACGUCUCCAAUUCAUCAGCCAAAAAGUAUCGGAUGUAGAAAUUUCUAUAGGUAGAAGUUCUGGUGGUGCUUCUCCCCGAAAUUUUCAGGAAAAGACUACUCGUCGUGUUCUUCCCCCCAUUAUGAGUGGUUAUGUCGAUGUUGAUAAUGAAGAGGUUAUGCACACAACAUUGAAGUCCGUCGAUGCUUACCUGUCCACAAAAGCGGAGCGAAAUGUGGUUAUUGAUCUGGGAAAGCCAAAAACAAGUCUAUCAUUGUCUGGUAGAGAGCGAUUAGAGGCUCUUGUGACCUGGUUCCGUCGGAUGGGAAUGAUGCGGUCGGAGUACAACUACCUCCUUGUCGACUUUGACAUCUACGAACUCUCACUGGAGGAGUUCCUAAGAAGUGGGGUCAACUUCACAGGGUUCCAUUUUUUAGACUACCAGGAUGAAGUAGUUCUGAAGUUUGCAGAGGAGUGGGAAAGCAUUCAAAUACCUCUUCACAACAUUGCUUCCAUUAUGGACGCUCUUGAAGUGGGCUGGAGUCUAAAGAAAGCCACAGAGAAUGGUCUUUGGAAGUCGCGUGAUCCAAACUUGAGAUCAAAAUGUUUUACUUUAUCCGGCACUUUAGUGAGUGCCUCAUUUGUUCAACAAUGGCAGCCAGGAGAUCGAGUUAAAUCGUGGCUUACGUCAACCGAGAUAGUUGGUCAGACUGGGCUCAUACGAUUUGACGAAAGAACCUGUCAACGAACUGAUUAUAAUCUACUCCUCUCUUCCGCCUUUGGAGAGAAGAGGGAUCGCAUAAUUGCCAAAUGGAGUCGCCAUUCUGGGUGGGUUUUACCGUCCCUUUCCACUCAUCUUGGCUUCUUCCAUCAAAUUGCUUUUUCUGGGCUAAAAGAAAAGAUCUUGGAGCCUCUUGAUUACAACAAUUUGUUAGAUAUCUAUCGCCUAAGGAAUAAAACCCUUCGUGUUGUCACGGUUCUAUCGAAACCCUUUAUAAUGUUUGCAAAUCCGGAAGUUACUGGAGCCACCUCUGGACGAGAUAACUUUGUGGGAUACUGCAAGGACCUUGCCGACCACAUAUUCUAUUACCUCAACCUCAACUAUGAAAUUCAUUUGGUGAAGGAUGGUAAAUUCGGAACUAUUGAUGCAGCUACCGGUGAGUGGAACGGUAUGGUAGGAGAGGUGCUUCGUGACGAAGCUGACUUGAUAAUUGCCCCACUGACUAUGAAUACCAUUCGUGCCAAGUUUAUUGAUUUUUCCGAACCUUUCAUGAAUUUCGGUCUCGCCUUGAUCAUUCGAAAGCCUGGUAAAACCAAACCUGGCAUGUUCAGCUUUCUCUCCCCGUUAACAAACGCUGUGUGGCUAAGAAUGGCUGGAGCCACGAUAGUGGUGAGCCUGGGACUGCGUCUUAUCGCUGCAAUUUCACCCAAAGAAAGAGCUCCAGCUAAUCCUGCAUUGGGUUUUAAUCUCGGCAACUGUAUCUGGUUCGCUGUGGCCUCAUUCGUUCACCAGGGCAUUGACAUAUUUCCAGUCUCUCCGGGAGCUCGUGUAUUUGCUAGUAUCUGGAGGUACGUCUGUCUUGUAGUGAUGGCAUACUACACGGCAAAUCUUGCUGCAGCUUUAUCCGUAGAGCGUCUAAUCUCGCCCAUCAAUUCCAUCAAAGAUUUCGCAGAGAGGGAAGAUCUACCCAUUCAGAUCGGUACGCUGGACUCAGGGGCUACUAAGGAUUUUUUUGCACAUGCAGAAGAUAGUCUUUAUAAGACGGUUUUUAAUCGAAUGGAACGGGAUCCUUCAGUCUACGUCCCCACACUGGCAGCAGGCUUUGAAAGGAUUCGAACCAAGCCUUACGCCUUCGUAGCAGAAUCAAAGAUGAUUGAAUACAUUAAUCAUCGACAGCCCUGUGAUACCAUGAUGGUCGGAAGCACCUUUGGAAGCAAGGCAUAUGCAGUGGGGCUUCCCGCCAACAAACCAGAGAUGCGCAUCUUGAAGGAACACGUAACCGAUGCGAUUCUGCGUUUACGAGAGAAUCAGAAGUUGGCUAAGCUCUACAAGGAGUGGUGGAUUGAGAAGGGAGAGUGUAUGCAGGGCGGUGGACAGCAGACCAGUGAGCCGUUAGCAUUGAUAAAUCUUUCUGGCGUGUUCUAUAUCCUGAUUGGUGGAAUGGUUCUCGCCAUGGCUGUCGGCGUGAUUGUCUUUGUGUUCAAAUUACGGAAGACCAAACGACUUGAGAACGAAUAA